GGGUAUCACAUGUAUAUCUAAUCUAUCAUUUCUUUAUCAAUCAAAUCACUUUAAUGGAUAGAAGAAGUUUGAAAACUUCUUGAGAUAACCUUUAAUAACGUUCUAAAACUACGUGUGGAAAGUUAUUUCACAUCCGUGCAUGUCCUUGUUACGAAGAAAUUUUUGAAUUUUAUAUUGCACAAAAUAAAGAUUGCUUAGAUUACUUUUGAAACAAUUUUGUAAGAAACUGAAUUUCAGCCUAUUAUAUACGCAGAGCGUAAAAUACUUUGAUUUCAUAUUUAAUAAAUUAAAUUAAUAUGUCCGCCAAACAAAUUUUUUCAUUAGUUUUCGUUAGAAACACAACGAACAUCCUACUAGGUUUAAAAAAACGAGGAUUUGGGCAAGAUAAAUGGAAUGGUUUUGGUGGCAAGGUGGAACCAGGAGAAACGAUUGUUCAAGGAGCCAUACGUGAAUUGAAAGAAGAAUGCGGCUUAUCUACACAAGAUUUAAAGAGAGUUGGUAUUUUAGAAUUUCAGUUUGAAGGAAAUGACAGCUUAUUAGAAGUUCAUGUCUUUGAGACAUAUAACUAUCAUGGAAAAGAAACAGAAUCUGAAGAAAUGCGACCAAAGUGGUUUAACUUGAAAGACAUUCCUUUCAAACAAAUGUGGCCGGAUGAUGAAUAUUGGUUCCCUUACAUGUUAAGAGGGGAAUUAUUCAAAGGAUACUUUUUGUACCGUGGUCAGGACCUAAUUAUUAAGCAUAAUAUUGAAACUUUGAAAGAAUUACCAGCAAUGGAUGUUCCUUAACAAUCACAGGUUUCAUUCACAACUUUUAUACAUUCAUUUACAUGUUAUAAUUUCAAUUAUUAAAAGCUCUACUUUCACAUUUUUAUAAUUAUAAUAACCCUGAUAGCCAUCUGCAUGCAGAUUGGCAGCAGAUUGGCAGCAGAUCUGAUUGAAUCUGUCUACAAAUCUGUUUCCGCAUUUGGCUGCGUUUCUGCAAACAGAACCUGCCGACAGAAUCAUAUAGCAGAUUGGCGUCAGAAACCGAGCAGAUCCCGCUAACAUAACCGGUUGCCAAAUUAGCGGCAGAAACAAAACAGAGUCUGCGCGCAGAAAGGCAGCAGAUUGGCAGCAGAUCCUGCAACUUCAUUGGUCCCUUUAAAAUUUAAAUGGCCAAAGUUGCAGGAUCUGCUGCCAAUCUGCCGCAAAUCUGCCAUCACUGUCUGUGCACUGACUCUGUUCUGUUUCUGCCUCCAAUUUGGCAACAGAUUAUGUUAGCAGGAUCUGCUCUGUUUCUGACGCCAAUCUGCUUUAGCAGGGUUUGUUACAUUUCUGCCGCCAAUCUGCUGCAAUAACUGUAUUUAACAGAUCCUGCAUCAAAUCUGUAGCCAUUCUGCUUACAAAACCAUGUAACAGGAAUCCGACAGAAUCUGCUAUGCGCAGGUUUGACUAUCAGGGAAGUUUGGCUCUUCGCUAGUUCAAUAAUUUUUUUAGUACUGAAACUAUCUUGGAAUUAUCAUUAUUUCUUAUCACUUUAUAAUUCUAAAUUAUACAGAAAAUGAUUUUUAAGCAAAAAAUUAUAAAAAUAUGUACGUACUACAGUAAUUGUACUUUCAACUUAAUAAGUGUAAAAACGUACGUAUUAAACUAUUUGCAUGUACAAAAUAUUUAUUCAUAUUUUAGAGAUCAUGAAAUAAAUUUUUAAAUUGUA
Messenger RNA from Osmia bicornis bicornis, 1692 nucleotides. Its product is annotated as oxidized purine nucleoside triphosphate hydrolase-like. Gene Ontology annotation, biological process: DNA protection. Gene Ontology annotation, molecular function: 8-oxo-7,8-dihydroguanosine triphosphate pyrophosphatase activity. The record is from RefSeq and is a predicted model, not a curated record. Bases 297 to 785 code for a protein of 162 amino acids. The transcript is spliced from 3 exons. NCBI's taxonomy places the organism in Eukaryota, Metazoa, Arthropoda, Insecta, Hymenoptera, Megachilidae.